CACUUAAUGAGGCACCAGUUUUAUCGAAUGGUGUUGAAUGGGUGACAGUACGGUCGGCUUUACAGUCAGUUUUAUCCUAUUUCCCUAUGCCCUACUGGGACCUACUCGUAAGGUGAUACAGGGCUUGUGAGCAACUGAUCAGAAAUACACAGGCAAUGUUCACGGGCACCAUUAGAGUGAAAAUAUGCGAAGCUACAGAUCUGCGCCGUACCGACUGUAUGAGUCGUCAUUUCUUAGUGACAGGAGUUGGAAAAGGGCCACAAGAUCAAACCUUGGAUCCCUAUGUUAGCUUAGAUGUGGAUGAAGUGCACUGGAAUAAGACACAGCCUCGGCAGAAGACCUUCACGCCCGUGUGGAAUGAGUGGUUUGAGCAUGAGGUGGACGGGGCCGCCCAUCUCGGCCUCAAAAUCUUCCAUGAUUCUGCGGUGGGGAAUGACGAUUUCGUAGCCAAUGCCACGGUGCCCUUCGACGAAAUCUAUGGCGAUAACAAGACCCGCGCCGAUAUGUGGGUGGACUUGGAACCUCAGGGGAAACUACAUGUAGUAAUUGAGUUAAAAUGGGUAGAACCAGAGGAUGGGAGCGUCCGCCCCCGGGAGUUCAGGGAACGUCAAGGCUUCAACCGGCGCCGUGGGGCCAUGAGGCGGAGGGUCCACCAGGUCAAUGGUCACAAGUUCAUGGCAACUUUCCUUCGACAACCUACCUUCUGCUCCCACUGCAGAGAAUUUAUUUGGGGUAUUGGGAAACAAGGUUAUCAAUGUCAAGUAUGUACCUGUGUCAUCCACAAGCGCUGUCAUCAAUCCGUCGUCACACGCUGUCCGGGAAGCAAGAGUGCCGAAGCCAUAGUAACCGAAGAGCAAGCAGGAGGUGGCCAGCAGCGGUUUAAUGUUAACGUGCCACAUAGGUUUUCGGUUCACUCAUAUAAGCGAUUUACGUUCUGUGACCACUGUGGCUCGUUGCUUUAUGGCCUUAUUCGUCAGGGUCUUCAGUGUGAAGUAUGCAACAUGAAUGUUCACAAGAGAUGUCAAAAGAAUGUAGCAAAUAAUUGUGGAAUAGAUGUAAAGCAGUUAUCAGAGAUCUUAGCAGUUAUGGGUAUACGACCUCAAGAACCAGGGAAACGUAAUAGAAGGAAACCAAUUGGUGAGCAAUCAAAAUUUCCUUCAACCCCUGGCUCAGUAAGUGUACAAGGAAGUAUUAGUGAAACUGAGGAGUCAGGCAUGAUGAAGGAUGAAGACGAGGAGCUAAGGCUAAGGCUGGAGGCUCAGCGCGUCAUGGAUGAAAUGAUGAAGGACCGAUGUCAACACGAGGAUCAAGGACCUAGGCCUCAAGCACUAGACACCAAUCUGGAUGCAGUGAUGGGAAAGUUGGGUUUAGAUGACUUCAACUUUAUUAAAGUUCUGGGCAAAGGAAGUUUUGGAAAAGUUAUGUUGGCAGAACUAAAAGGAACAGAUGAAGUUUAUGCUGUCAAGGUGCUGAAAAAGGAUGUAAUCCUUCAAGACGAUGAUGUAGAGUGUACAAUGACAGAGCGACGUAUCUUAGACAUGGCUGCUCGCCACCCGUUCCUCACAGCUCUCCACUCCUGCUUCCAGACACAGGACCGAUUGUUCUUCGUUAUGGAGUACGUGAAUGGAGGCGAUCUCAUGUUCCAGAUUCAGAAGGCUCGCAAGUUUACAGAGCCAAGAGCUAGAUUUUAUGCUGCUGAAGUCACGUUGGCUCUCCAGUUCCUUCAUAAAAGGGGUGUUAUUUACAGGGAUUUGAAAUUAGACAAUAUUCUUCUUGAUAGUGAAGGCCAUUGUAAGAUAGCAGAUUUUGGUAUGUGCAAAGAAGGCAUCAAAGAUAAUGCGACAACCUCCACUUUCUGUGGAACUCCUGACUACAUAGCACCAGAGAUCCUGAAAGAGUUGGACUAUGGUGCCAGUGUUGACUGGUGGGCUCUGGGAGUCCUCAUGUAUGAAAUGAUGGCAGGACAGCCACCAUUUGAGGCUGACAAUGAGGACGAUCUGUUUGAAAGUAUUCUUCAUGAAGAAGUCUUGUAUCCGGUGUGGCUCUCAAAGGAAGCCGUUUCUAUUCUUAAAGGAUUUAUGACCAAGGAGCCAUCAAAGCGACUGGGUUGUGUCAUGGAGCGUGGUGGUGAACAGGCCAUCAGAAACCAUAAAUUCUUCCGUGAUAUUGAUUGGGAUGCUCUGGAGCAGCGCAAAGUCAAGCCACCAUUCACACCCAAAGUAAAAGGGAAGAAGGAUGCUGUUAACUUUGAUACAGAGUUUACAAAAGAAGAGCCAAUUCUAACCCCCAUCAAUCAAGAGGUUGUUCGUGCUAUCAACCAAGAUGAAUUCAGAGGCUUCUCUUGCGUAAACCCAGCAUUUAAGCCAGCAGCAGCUGCACCUUGUCAGGCCUAAAAACGUGCAGCAAAGUACAAAGUACUACUGUGUCUCCAGGAAUGCUGGUAUGCCAAGUUUGGAAGACCAAGAGUUUUCUGCCACUGGAGACAGCAAAUUAACCAGGUGAUCAAAGCUGUAUAAGCAAAUAAUAAUUUUUGAACCCUUAUAAUUGCACAAAAAGUUUGGUGUCAUUAAGCACAACCAAGAAUGGAUGCAUCAAAUUCUUUCCUCAUUUUCUCAUGCCCCAGAAAAGAUAAGUUCAGGAAGAUUUUAUGAAAGUAUCUCCAAUUCCAAGACGCAGUUUACUUCUUUGAGAGAUAUAUUUCAUGAGAACACUUUUUUUCACGUGUAAGGUAUAAGAUACAUUUUUUUAAGAUGUUAAUAUUUGUGAUGUACUGUUUUUUCAGCACAUCAUGUUUUGCAAAUAUUAUACAGAAUAAGUUUAUGAAGAAUAUUACAGAAGUGACCAAUUGUUAUUUUAUUUAUUUCGUUAGUUUCGUAUAGUAUUAAGAAAGGGAAUGUCAAUCUAUAUCUCUUUAAAAGAGGUGUUAAAGUGAAUUUUUGACAUAUGAAUGAUUUUGAAUAAUAGAUAGGAGUCAGUCAGGCAUUUUGUGAUUAUAAUUAAAAAGUACUGUGGUUGAAAUCUCUUGUCAGUUACUCAUGGUACCAGUGGCUCCACAUUCAUUACAAAACAAACAUACAAACUAAUGUCAUACUGCUAGUUUUAUGCCUGACUUUAGGAUGUGAUUAGUUGCACUUGGGGCCGAACAAAUGAAGAGUGUUGUGUCAAUAUGAAGAUUGAUAUCUUCAUCUGAAAAUAGUAUAUAGUAAUAUUUUAUUUAUUUAUUUUUGUGAAGGCAUAUUGCCAGGGAACUGGUGCACAAAUAAUAUAAUGAGUAUCCCAGCAAUGAAAAGACCGCUUUUACAACCAUUGGAGUUAUUGGGUGUUGAAGACUUCAAGCACAACUCUCCAGUUCAUAAUUUGUCAGGGGGCCACAGCAACACUAAGGUGAAUAUACUCAGGUGCAGUAAACACACUGUAGAGAGGUUCUUGCCUCUUACAUUUGUUCAUCCCAGGCUGCAACUGUGGGAUUGGUUACUUUAUCAAUUCACAGGUUCAUUCAUGUGAAGGGAUUAGUGUUUAGUAUUUUGGUAAUUUUUCUUUGAUUUGAAUAUAAGAAAUGAAACUUACAAGGUGCACACAAUUCAGUUAUAAUGCUGGUCCCUUCACAGUUCUACUACAGAAAUAGUAGAGGAUGAUUUAUACUAUUGUAGCCAAUGUGGUAAUGUGCUUUUAUAGUUCUGAAACAGCAUACAGUUAUGGUGUGUCUCAUUUACUUGACACCAUAUAGAAUGAGGCUCUGGUAUGAGUUACAACAAGAUUCUUGUUUGAAAAUAAAGCCAGAACAAAAUUAGGUCCACAAUGUACUGAUUGAUUGUAUGAAACUAGACCAGUAAUCAAUUUUACCAUCAGAAAGAAAGAGUUCCAACUUAAAUAAUGACCUUACAUGAUGUAGGGAACUAAAAGAUAAUGUACACAUACGUGUGAAGUUCUCAGUGCAUAGUAGAAGGGGAAGAACAUCCCCUAACCCUAUCCCACCUCACCCCAGUGUGUGUGUGUGUGUGUGUGUGUGUGUGUGUGUGUGAGAGAGAGAGAGAGUGAGUGAGAGUGAGAGUUAAAGAGAACAUGGGCAUGUGUCAAGUCCCAGGUGUCGAUGGUGUGAGUGUCGCAGCCUUUACAGGUUAUGAGAUGAUUCACACACCAUAGAUUAAAUAAUAGACAACAAACUUAGUCACCCGCAUUACAGCACCGUACAUCAAUCUUUGGGUGUGUAUUAUUCGUAGAUAUACAAAAUAUUUGUAUUGAUAAUUUUUAUUAGAUAUGUCAAAAUUUGGUAUAACCUUAAACUAUACAUACUCAUGUAAUACAUGUCUGUUUUAUUAUUUUAUUUAAUUUGGUUUUAGAAUUUGGUAUUUAUUAAAUCAAAGACUUGACACAUUUCUCACCCACAGUGUUCAGAGACAUGCAAUGAACAGCAUCGUAGGUGUCAUGCAUGGCUUUAUUGAAUCUCUCUGAAUAGUCAACUAGUCCUGGCUUGGGUAAAAAAUUGUGUUGCACCACUGAUGCUGCGACCUAUCACCAGUUUGUCCUCUAGUAACUCUUCCAGUGGUUUAUACCUUUCAGUUCAUUUAUUUCCAGUAGUGUGAUGUUACUGUUGUGAUGUGUGGCCAGCAGAGUGCAGGGCAAGUCUCCCCCAGUAUCUUUUGAUGCUUCUCUGCCCUGUACUGAUGUGUGUCCACAAAACUCCUAUAUCCUGAUCUUUACCUCUGACUUACUCCCCUUGGCGUGGCCGGAGGAAGAGAAACAGGCUGCAUGUCAAUGAGCCGCUGAGGGCCCGGGUCCAGUCAUGAGUGAGGCCCCCAGCUGGCAAAUUCAGUCAUUCUUGUUAUCUGCCUUAUCGUCUUUCGCACAAAGAAGGAAAUAAGUUGUGACUGGUGGGUGAGCAAUGUGGAGGGCACUCAGUUAUCCGUCUCCCCCAAGUGGCGCAUGCCGCUGUGAUCACUGAGUGCCUCAGUCCACGUUCUUGGCCUGUGCAGCAUGAACUGUGCCUGCUGUCUCUAUGUGCAAUACUGUUUGGCCCUGGGUCAGAAGAGGUCCUGUUAGUCACUACUGACUCCUAGGCCAAGCUUGGCACAGUGUUUUGUGCUGCAUCCACCUUUGCACACCCACCACCAAGGCAGUGUUCUCCAACCAUUCUUGACUCAUUACCAUAUCUCAUAGCCCUGAAAAAAUAUUGGUAUUGCAACAAGGCCAAAGAUAGUAGAUAAUGUACUGGUAGAAAAGAAUCAAAUCUUGUAGUGUGCAGUUUUGCUGUCCCCAUUGUUUGUUGUUGUGGUCAAAAUCUGCAUUGUUAAGGAGGUAGUUGUCUAAUGAGCUGCUUACAACCUUGCAUAGCCAGGAGUGCUUGUUUGUUUGCAGUCCAGCAGACAGUCAUGGGCAGAUAACCUACAGCCACUUAGUAUGCCAUUAACGGCUCCACCCUAGUAGCUGGGUCAGUGUGUUGCACCCACAGCCCAGCCAGACCAGACUCAUCAUGUGAAUGAAGGUCUCUAAUAAGCUUAAUAGCUUCUGAGAGAUCACAAAAAAGACCAAGCAUCCUGGUCAGGUGAGAAGUUUUUUCUUUUUUUUUUUUCUUUGCUGUAGUCUGACUUUUGAGUGGCUACUGCAUGUUCAAAGCUGAAAAUAAUUGCAUACACAGCAGAAGCAGCUUUUUGUCUCUGCUGAUGCCAUAGUUGGCCUGCUUGAUGAAAAAUGUAAGCAAGCAGUGUGCCCACCAGUAAUGCUACGUAGAAAUCACUUUGUGUUCAUUAGCAUUGCAGUUGGUAGCAUUUACUCUAAAGUGUGGAGUGGGAAAUAUCUUCCUCUCACACUGGCAGAGUGGUCACUGAUAGCUUGGUGAGAUUAAGAGACUGGACUGAACAUUUCCUGCCACUGUUAUUGAGUUUCCACCAUCGAUGCUGAAACAACCUGUGGUAGAGUUAUAUCAUGGACGGCCACUACUGGUGUCCAACCACAAAGUCUUUGAAGAUACUGACCCAGUAUCCAGAAAGCCUGCCCACCCUUAUAUCAGGUGUGACCACCAUGAGAUGAGUGUUCACUAUUUUGUCACUCUUCCAGUUCAUGGUCUCAACAGAGCAGGCACCACAAACCAUAAAUGGCACAAAGCCCUGCCCUGCUACUUCAGGCUGUGUUGCUGCCAAUGGCUGGAAUCUUACAGAAGUUAAUGGUUAUUCAACUACAUGGUGCAAGCUUUUAUCUUUAAUCUGCUUAGAAUUCUUGCUCAAAGGAGUGGACAUACACUGUUAUGUCAAUUGGCUGUUAUACAUAAUAUGGACACACUAUACCCAGCUGUAAAAAGUAGGGCAAUAUAGCAGAGAUUGCACUAUAAAACUUCUGUAAGGCUAAAACAACUUGUAUUGGUAGCAUUUCAGAGGAAUGUAGCUGCAGGGAGAAGUUGCAGGACUGAGAUUCCCUGUGAAGCCCUAACUUACUACUGUCCGGCUGCAAGUAGAGCCCAGAUUGUAGGGCUCAACUCACAUGGGCCGUGACUCACAGUGAUUAUCAGUAUUCUUCCCUUCCUCAUCAUCUGGGUGCUCUAGGGUAGGGCUGGUGCACAAAACAAAUGCUGUGUACAAAGUAUUUCAAUAGGAUAUGUUCUUUAUGUAUGCAUUUGCAGUCUGGUAGGAUCAUUACUUCUUCCCACUCUUUCUUAUAAUUCUCAAGUCCUGCCCACCAUGGUGCUUGUCUGCAUACAGCACCUUUGGGGAAACAUAUGACUGAAUAGAGCACCAUAUUCUUUCAUUUAUUUCUUUCCUGUUCCAGUUAAGAGCACCCAGCCUAUGUUGGAUACACAACACCUCAUCCCCCUAUCCCUUGUAACCCUGUAAUACAAUCAUCCAUGUUGUCAUUGGUAUUGUACUUAAUUGCAUUUUCAUAACUUUAGUUUGGAUCUUAAGCCAAAGAGAUUGAUGUUAGCUGUAGAUUGAUAGACAUUUUAAUAGAUAAAUGAAUUGUUCCCAUAACUAUUCUAUUUGUAAAUGUUGGUCUGAAAGGGAGAAUGCAUGUUGUACGCAUGUUUGCUGCUGAGCUGCGGUGAAUUGGACAUUGUGAGCAGGUUGGGUGUUGAGAUGCAGGUUACAGGUGAUGAAUUGGAACUUGUGUUCCCAGACAUUACACAAGAGAACACCACCGAGCCCCAAGCAGUUGCACUUUUGAGAAUUCUGCUUCUUGCCAUUUCUGCAUCUCUGUUUUGGUGCAACAGAGCAGACUAAGUCAUCCCGUCACAGACAGCCGCCCCAAGUUCUUUUCCUAUCACCCCUGAUCUCAGUUCAAUAUCUUUCCUGAGCCUGUAAGUGGCAUGAUUGAACCUUCAGCCUAUUUUCCUCCCUCAAGGAGCCUAGAGUCAAAUGCCCAGCUUCCUCUGACAUAUAUGACCCCAAAUGCUGUGUCUUGGUGACUGUGCCCUGUGGAAGAUCACCAGGAAACAUACAGCCAGAGGGCUGCCCUCUUCAACCCAUGGACGACUGUGCCAAAUUCUCCCCCACUUCAAACAUCACUGUGCUCGUUUGUAUAAUAUUCUAAUUACUGUAAAAUGUCAAUGGGUAUUUUUUGUCCCCUAAAAGAAAUACUUAUGUCUUUCUCUCAGCUGACUGUAUGAGAAGCGUGAUAUAAAUAUAUUUAAGUGUU
Eriocheir sinensis (Chinese mitten crab) is the source of this 7623-nucleotide messenger RNA. RefSeq names its product protein kinase C-like (gene Pkc98E). The transcript is spliced from 14 exons. Lineage: Eukaryota; Metazoa; Arthropoda; Malacostraca; Decapoda; Varunidae. Gene Ontology annotation, molecular function: ATP binding; diacylglycerol-dependent serine/threonine kinase activity. The record is from RefSeq and is a predicted model, not a curated record. Gene Ontology annotation, biological process: protein phosphorylation. The coding region runs from base 156 to 2393 and encodes 745 amino acids.